GACACCUUGAGCAAAGUACUCAAGUAUUAAUCAAUCCAUCAAGUAUUCCCAUCAGCACAGCUGCCCAUCCAUCGCCUCACAUCCCACUGGACACCCAAUGGGCGGCAUUCUCUAGCAUUAUUUAGUACCACCACCAGUCCCACUAUCACGCUGCAGGCCAUCCAACACUGGCCUAUCACCGGGACAAGUACACCUCAGCAUAGGUACCACCCAAGAUGUCCAAACGCUCUCGAAGCACCUCCAGAUCCCCCUCCCCCGAUCCCUCCCCGGAGGUUUGGUCGUCCAGACCUACAUCCCCAGCAUCCUCCACCACCCCUUCCCUGGGACGCUCCAAGCUCCAUUUUCUCGACACGGCCGCACCGGAGGCCGAAGCCAUGCAUUGCUCCCUCCCCCCGCAUCGGGACAUCCUUUCAUUUGCCUCCUAUGAAGACUACGAGGUCCACUACAUGCAGGCGCAUGUUAAUCGAUGCUCUCAGUGCAACAAGAACUUCCCCACCGACCGCUUUUUGACCUUGCACAUUGAAGAGAAUCACGAUGCGCUGGUUGCUACCCGACGGGAGAGAGGCGAGAAGACGUAUGGCUGCUUCAUCGAGGGUUGCGAGCGGGUGUGCUCUACACCUCAGAAGCGGCGGAUGCAUCUCAUAGACAAACACAUGUUUCCCAAGACCUAUAACUUCUAUAUUGUAAAUGAUGGGAUCGAUAAGCAAACAUCUUUGCUCCGAACACCACAGACCCAUCGCCGCCGUUUAUCGGCCGCUCCUACUUCCCCGCGGGAGGGGCGGUUGCGGAACCGACAGACUUCCGUCUCUCAACCUGACCCUGGGUCAAAUACCCUAAGGAGCUUGCCCCCUCGGAAAGAUCCAGAAGAAAUGGAGAUUGCUCAGCUCGAAAGAUCCAUGUCCGCCCUGCGCUUUGUUCCCACCAGCUUUGUGAGAAGCCAAGGUAAAGGAAGUAAAUCCUGAUUUGAAGCUUUGCAUCCCCACAUGGCAAUGAACUCAAACUUUGUCAGAGAGAGACCACACCGGUUCGCCAAGUACAGUGUGCUACUAGUGGUACGGCCUGUGGCAUUUCCAAGACGAUGCAAACGUGUUAUGAAACCGCGCGCUUUGCCUACUUUCAAGACAAAA
Molecule: messenger RNA, 1127 nt
Organism: Aspergillus heteromorphus CBS 117.55
Lineage: Eukaryota; Fungi; Ascomycota; Eurotiomycetes; Eurotiales; Aspergillaceae
Product: C2H2 type zinc finger domain protein
Exons: 3
Coding region: 216-962 (248 amino acids)
Source: RefSeq, a predicted model, not a curated record